Molecule: messenger RNA, 972 nt
Organism: Seminavis robusta
Lineage: Eukaryota; Bacillariophyta; Bacillariophyceae; Naviculales; Naviculaceae
Source: the annotation of a GenBank genome assembly
AUGGCGUCAUCCGAAGCUGCAGGAGGUCGGAAAGUCUUCGAAUCCAUCUGCGGUCCUCCCAAGGGCAAAUUUUUGGAGACCACUCAUGGAACUACCCACUACGUUCUAGAAACCAGUGCCAACAAAUCGAAUGACAGUCCCUUGGUGGUCCUGCUUCACGGCAUUGCUGGAAAUCUGGGUCUAUUCGACAAGAUUGCCGCCGAUCUGCUGGAAAAAGGCGACGCGGGGCAAGUCUUGCGCUACGAUCUCUACGACAGAGGGUACAGUGAAUCCAACAUGGAAGAAUACCCCAUUGUCACGACAGGAGUUCAUCCUCUCGAUUUUACCCUCGAGCUGCACGUGCAACAACUCAAGGAUGUUCUCGAAAAAUUGGAACUGGCCAACCACAAAAAGAUUAUUCUCUGUGGUCAUUCCACGGGUGGUGCCGCUAUCAUUGGGUAUGCUGCAGAAAAUCCCGACAAUAUCGCCGGCAUGAUCUUGAUCGAUUCGGUGGGCCUUCCCAUUAGUUCGCCCCUCGUUGCCAAACUGGCCAAUUUGCCCAUCCUGGGGACCUUUUUGGUACGAGCCUUUGGCGUCAAGGGAUUUCUCAAAUUUGCUCGUCAGUCAUUGGCGCAGCCGGAUGAAAUGCAAGAGUACUUGGGAACACUCGAGCGCAACGCCAAUGCCAAUCCAAGAUUUUUUGCCGCUAUUCGAUCCACCAAUAACAAAUGCAAAGGCUUUGGGGGGACUACCGCCGAACCAGAAUACCGACAAUGCUGUCAAGCCAAAAUUCCAAUGCACCUGAUUUGGGGCAAGGAAGAUAAGGCUGUACCGUACACGAAUUGUUGUAAAAUGAAGGCCAUUGCCGAAGAACUAGGAACGCAAGUGACGGAAACGAGUUUUGAUGGAAUGCCACACAACAUCUUCUUCUCGGAUGCCAAGCCAGUGGAAUGUGCCAAAUUGAUCUGCGACUUUGUGGCCGCGAAGAAGUGA